AUGUCCGCUGAUCGAGCGCUGCAAGAGCUCGCCGAACAGGUGGAGGAUCCUAAUAGCCGCCUGCGCUUGGGCGAGGUGGGACCCUUUGUGGUGGCUGCCCACUUGGAUCGUGAUGUGAUCAAGAGCGACCAGGUGAAAGUUGGAAGUAUGGCGGAUGCGUACUUAGCCAGCCACUUGGAGGGCGAGGACUACGAGCUGCCGGGGCAAGCUGGAUCGUGGACGGCGGAGAGCGCAUCGGUGCACGAUAGCGAUGAAGCCGAUCCCGAUCAGCUGAUCAAAAAGGCACAUGCAACCGUUGGGACUCGGUGGGGUUCCUCCCGCAUGGAACAUGGCUCGCUGCAAGCUGAGUCGCACUUCAGGAGUACAUGUCCACACUCGAAAGAGGAUGGCACGUUGGCGGCUUGGGCCAUUCCUUAUGAGAAGCAGCCGAUGUACACAUUCUAUGAGAAAAAUUCUGAGGAGGCGGCCAAGGAGCCCAUCAUUCGCUUGCCGGAAGAGAAGCGGAAGGUGACGAUGACAGCGUCCUUCCACCUCACCCGGCAUCCCGCCAGCGGCACGGAUGUGCUGAAAGGCAAAAUUCCUCCGGCUGGGGGUGUGAAGGCCUACGCUGCUGAUACCUGGCUGGACAAAGAGCACCUGGGAAUGAAAGAUCCGACGCUUCGCCCUGGCGAUGCAGAUCUACAGGAAACAAUCAAGAAGAAGGCAGCCAAGGCUGAACCGCUCGCCGAAUUCGAGGAGCCGGCCACGCCCGCCGCCGGUGGCCUCGCCGGUGUUGGCGGCGCCGCGACGGUGGCCGUGCCGCGGCCCACGUCGGCGGCGUCCGAGGCCUCGCGCAGCGAGGCGUCGGAUGCAUCUGAAUCGAAAAAGAAGAAAAAGGGAAAGAAGAAGGGAAAGGAAGAGCAGCAAUCGUCAACCGAACAAUCAGCAUCUGCGACGCUGUCGGCGGAGUCCAGUAAGAUGGAGGCCGAAGCUUCGCACGCGAAGACGGAUUCCAUGACGGAGGCUGACGCCGAAUCCGAAGCGGGGAAGAAGGAGAAACCCAAGAAGAAAGGGAAAAAGAAGACUGGCAGCGGCGAGGGAGCAGAAGAAAUGGGUCAGACGGGCGAGAGCUUUCACAGCAUGGCGAGCGCCACCAGUGCCGCCUCGCAAGCCUCGGCCCUGACCGAUGAGAGUGAGGCAGAUUCGCCCAAGGCGAAGAAAAAACCCAAGGCCAAGCCUUCUGCGAAGAAGGAAGCGCAGCCUAGCAAGUUGGAAAUCCCCAAAGAGGGUGGCGAGACCGGCAGCCGCAAGGGCUCCGACGUUACGACCUCGGACACCGAGGUCGUGGUGCCCAAGGCCGGCGGCAGCAGCCCCAAGCCGACCGACUCCGGGCGGCCGUCGCCGAAGAAAGAUCGGAGCCGGUCCCCAAAGCCAGAGGGACCUGACUUGGGUGGUAAGGAGGUGCAAAACCUGGAGGGCUUGGGCGCCAACUUUGCCACGCAGUUCUGCUGGGCUGGGAUGUAUGGAGGCAUGAGCGGAACAGGCCUCAGACCCCGAUGGAAGGAUAAUCCACGCCUGCCAGCCCUGGUGGGGAAACAAUCCACCGAUGAUCUGCACACGCCUUGCUAUGUGCGCCACGCGUACAGGGUGGGCACUGUGGCGGUAGGCCCGCCCUACCAGCUGCGCGAGAAGAUGGACGCCAUGUCGCCGGCCUGGUCGGCACUGCGGGUGCUGGACCUGUCCAUUGAGAAAGCGGAUUGGGUCAGGUCCUACAGUAAAAUCCUCAAGGAGCACAGUCGGAAGUUGGGUCCCGCGCAGGGCAUCCGAGAGAUGAACCGCACCGUGUCGCUGCCCAAAGUGGGAGCUUCAAGACCCAAGCCACGUCCCGUGCUGCGUGCGCGAAGUGCUGAGGCGAAGAAGGACCGGAGAACCUCACCGGGCAAAGAUACCUCGGUGGAACGCCGCCGAGAGACGGAGCGCCUCGACGUGGACAGCACGCGCCGGAUCGAUGUGGAUCCCAAGAGGAAGGAUACCAAGGAGGAUAAAAAGAAAAAGGAUAAAGACAAAGACAAAAAGAAGAAGGAGAAGAAGGAUAAGAAAGGUGAAGAGGACGAGGACGGCAAGAAAAAGAAGAAGGACAAGAAGAAGAAGGAUAAGAAAGACAAACAUCAGAGUGAAGCUCAGGAAGAAGAACCGGAGGUGGAGGAACCCAUUGAGGCACCGGAAUCCUUCGAGACCAUGCCCUCAGUGGGGACUUGGCUCAUGUCUUUCACCGAGGACAUGUUGCUUCGUCCCGUCUCCGUGGAAUCACCAACAUCGGUGGCCGAAUCCCUCUAUUCGGCGACCUUUGGUGUCGAAGCCUUUGUGGCUGAUGCUCUACUGUCAGCCGCAUUUGGCCAGUUGACACCGGAGGCGGUGGAAGAUUUGACCGAUGAGAUCAUCGCUGAGCAGGCGGAUCAGGAGCGCUUCGGUUUCCGUUUGUGGUUAGGCCUCCACUCGCCCCACUACGCGGCCAUCGCCUACAACAAGCUGCUGCAGGCGGCCUCGGCGCAGCGACGCUGGCAGCAGGCUCUGGCGGUGCUGGCCAUGAUGGAACGACGGCAGGUGGCCCCUACGAUGUCCACCCUGGGCUCAGCCCUGACGGCCUGCGAGCGCGUGAGUCGUUGGCGCCUGGCGCUCUUCAUCCUGCACCAAGCGGUGGAAGACAGGUACCCUUGGAGACAUUUGGAGCCCAACCUGAUCUGUUUCAACAGCGUCAUCGCCUCCUGCCAACACACGGCCAUGUGGCACUGGUCUUUGCAUCUGCUCUCCACCGCCCAGCAACGCCAUCUAUUCCCCGACGCCGUCAGCGUCACCUCGGCGUUGCGCUGCGCGCAGCGCUAUGUGGGCGACGGCCUCGCGGGGCUGCUGUCGGAGCUGCGAAGGGCGCGGCUGGUGCCGGACUCGCUGAUGCUGGAGGUGUCGGAGGCGUUGAUGGCCAAGGGCAAAAACUGGGCGGAGGCCCUGCAACGUCUCGACGUGGAAGGUCUCAACCUGGUUUCACUCAACUCCUUCCUGGUGAUGCUGCAGAGAGGUGGAGCUCCCUGGCAGUUGGCGCUGCAACUCUUUCAGAAGAGCUCCGUCGAUGCCAUCAGCAUCUCGAGCAUGGUGGCGAUACAGGAGGACUGUCAACAGCUUCCCGCGCUGCUCGGCUGCGUCCCGCUGCUGCAGAGGCGCUUGGCCCAGAUGCUUCGGGACGUGGCGCUGCCGCAGAUGCACUGCAGCAACGGAAAGAGCGUGGCCAUCAACGGCUUCGACCUUCUGGCAGCUCUGGGUCUGAUGCCAAUGCCAAGUCGAAGGGCUCUGGAAGCCAAGACUCUUCGUUUGCUUCAGCACGACCUGGCUGCGCUCGACCACCGGACCUCGCAUCUGGAAGAGAUGCCCACGGCGGGGACGCUGCUGACGCGGGAGUUGAUGCGGUGGGAAAAGGUGCUGGAGCUGGGUGGAGCAAGGGGGAUUACAUGA
Cladocopium goreaui is the source of this 3483-nucleotide messenger RNA. The record is from the annotation of a GenBank genome assembly. Lineage: Eukaryota; Dinophyceae; Suessiales; Symbiodiniaceae.